Danio rerio (zebrafish) is the source of this 826-nucleotide messenger RNA. The record is from RefSeq and is a predicted model, not a curated record. NCBI's taxonomy places the organism in Eukaryota, Metazoa, Chordata, Actinopteri, Cypriniformes, Danionidae.
UCUGUGUUUAUAUAAUGUGUUCAGGUCUCGCAACACAAUAGUGAGUGCAGAGUAAGCAGUAACUUCACCAGCUGCUCCCUGCUUCAUUGGUGUGAACGGAAUAUGCCAGUGCUUUGGCACAAUACACUGCUGCCUCUCCAGUCUGGGAACUGGAGGCUAACAACAGCUUUUUUCUUUCAUUUUCUUUCUCUCUUUUUGGCAUCCAUUCCACAGCAUGGGGUCAGGGAGCAAGAUAAAAUUUGCUGUAUGUGAGGUGCUGCAGUUCGCCAGUUUUUGCGUUCCUCUUUUUAUCAUAAUGCAACGUUUUGCCCGAAUAGUAGCUCGAGUGAAAAGCCAACUUCAACCAUCUGGUGGGAAUUCUACUACAGCGUAUUGGCUAAUUGUGGCUUCAUCUGUGGCCUAUGUAACAACAAUGGCAAUGUUGAUAUGGCUGCCUAUGAAGUACAUGGUGUUCACGAAGAAGAGGGUACUGGUUGGACGAAAGAAGUGGAGACCUGUUGCUUUGGCCUAUGUGCUUCUUUCAACAUUGCCCUGUUUUGCCUUUCUUAUAGCCAGCUCUGAGGUACAGAUUAGGCAUAAUCUGAGGUUGGACACAUUUGCUGAACUGCCAGUGUCAUUGGUUCUUUUCUCCCUGAUCUGCAUUGAUAUAGUGGAAAGAAUCCGACAUUGCAGACUUACUGGUCAAGGUAAAACAAGAUUUACUGCUUUUUAAAUCAAAUAAAUACUUAAAAUACUUAAAAAAAACUAUUCUUAUAGGGGCCAAGCAUCAAAUAUGUAAUCUUGUUUGGCUGUGUGUAGAAUUUUUUAAAGUUAUCAAACAGAAAUG